AUGUCUAAAGAAGUAAUUAAGUGAGUUUGAUUAUAGCAAAAAUUAAAAAGGUUUCAUUAAGUAUCAGAGUCAUUAGAUUAGUUCGAUUUGGUUGAAUAGAAUGAAUUUGCUGUUCCGAAUAUCUAAUAGUAAUAGAAAUUUCUAAUUAGAUUUUCACAAGAAUGUUAUGAUGCUUUUGAAAAGGCAUACUCAAAAGAUUAGCCAAGGUCGAUAGAAAAAAUUAGUGAGGAUAAUCGCAAAUUUUUAAUUUUAAAUAAAGACACUGGACUUCAGAUUGAUUGUAGGAAUUUAGAAAAUUUUGAAGUUCCAGUUUUUGAUUUAAAGGAAGUGGCUUGGAAAAAUUAUUGGAAGUAGAGUAGAGAAAUUAGUGAGUAAUUACUCCAUCAUGUACAGCAAAAUGACAAGGAUAAAGUCUUUGAAUUACUGAGUAAUCCUUGUAUCUACAUUGAUAUUAACAUUAAGUAUUAAUAUAUAAUAUCUAAAGAGAUUUAGAUGACUGGACUCCAUUACAUUUUGCUUGUUAAUAUAACAAUUUAGAAAUAGUUUAAUUUUUACUAAAAUAAGAAGCCAACCCAAAGUCAUUAUCUUUAGAUAAAAAAUCUCCAUUGCAUAUUGCAUCGAUAAAGAAUACCUAUGAGAUUUGUGAACUAUUGAUAAAUUAUGGAGCUAAUUUAGAUGAACAAGAUUCAGACUUAAAUACUCCUUUACACAUAGCCUCUAAGUAUGGAAAUGAUAAAGUUUGUUAAAUCUUAUUAGAGAAAAAUGCAAAUCAUGAAUAAAAAAAUAAUUAGAAUUUAACUCCUAUAGAAUUGGCUUCAGAUAUUAAUAUUAUUGAGGUGUUUAAUAGAUAUGGAAUAUCUUUAAAUAAUUUUACUUAUACUAGAACAGUAAUAAAAGAAUAGAAUUUAAUAUUACAAAAUAGUAGGAGAGAUCAUGUAGAAAGAUUAUUAAAAUUAACAUAAAGAAGAUCUAAAAAACAAUUAUCUAAUGCUGCUGAACCUUUGGACAAUAACGAAUAAAGGAUAUCGAUUAUUACAAGUGACACUAGAUCUACUUGGAAUAAGAUUGUGAAUUUUGCUGUAUCAUUUUAUAGAGUUUCAAUAAAGGGAAACAAUUUAAAUACAAUUUUAGAAAUUGAAUAGAAUAGAUUAGGACCAUAAUCAUUUUAAUUUUAUUAAAAAUUAGGAGAAGGGGGAUUUGGUGAGGUAUAUUUAGUUGAAAAGAUUGGUUAAUUGCCAAAAAAAUAUUAUGCAAUGAAGAUUUUAAAAAAAGAAGAUAUCAAUACAUCAAAUAUAAUAAAGUCUGCUUAAAUUGAGAAAGAUGUUUUAAAAAUGAUGAAUCAUCCAUUUAUAGUAAAAUUAAAUUGGGCAUUUUAAACAUCAGAUCAUUUAUAUUUAGUAAUGGAUUUAUGUCCAGGAGGAGAUUUAGCUACUCAUUUAGAGUUAUUAAACUCAUAUCCUGAAAAUAUUGUCAAGAUAUUUGCAGCAGAGAUUACAUUAGCUCUUGAAGCAUUGCAUUCUUAAGGAAUUAUAUUUAGAGACCUUAAACCUGAAAAUAUUGUUUUAGAUGCUAAUGGUCAUGCUUUGUUGACUGAUUUUGGAUUAUCUAAGUCAGGAAUAGAUGAGGAAAUUCUAAAUCAAUCUUUUUGUGGAACUUUGGCCUAUCUAGCUCCAGAAAUGUUAAUGAAAAAAGGUCAUGGUAGAUAGGUUGAUUGGUAUAUGUUAGGAAUUCUUAUUUAUGAAUUACUAGUAGGAGCUCCUCCUUAUUAUGAUUCAGAAAAAGAAGUUCUCAAAGAAAAUAUUAAAAAGGCUCCUUUAAGAAUUCCAAAGUUCUUAAGUGAAGAAGCCAAGGAUAUUAUAAUAAAAUUAUUAAUUAGAAAUCCUAAAAAAAGAUUAGGAUGUAAAGAGGAUGCAAAAGAAAUAAAAUGUCAUCCUUGGUUCAAUGAUAUUGAUUGGUAGGAUUGUUAUAAUAAAAAAUUAAAACCUCCUAAGCCUCUUAUUUAUCAUGAACCAAAAGAUCCAAGAAAAAUUACUUUUAGCAAAAUCAGUAUGAAAAAUAAAUUGGAGGAUUGGUCUUUUUUUGAAAAUUGA
Messenger RNA from Paramecium primaurelia, 2090 nucleotides. The record is from the annotation of a GenBank genome assembly. Lineage: Eukaryota; Ciliophora; Oligohymenophorea; Peniculida; Parameciidae.